AUGGGCGCAGGAGCAGCUCUCGUCGCCAAUGACAAAGAUACUUGGAAGGAACUCCUGGAUCCAGGGCGGAAAUUUUAUAACAACCGGAGGCUUAUUUGCCUAAAUGCCUGGAUUUUCCUCUUCCUCAUCACUUCGUCUUCGAAUGGUUUCGACGGGAGUAUGAUGAACGGAUUGCAAUCUCUAGAACAAUGGGAGGAAGACUUCAAUCACCCAACGGGAAGCAUGCUCGGGCUGCUCAACGCCAUUCAGAACAUUGGUUCUCUUGGUGCUCUUCCCUUCGCUCCGUACCUCUCCGACGAGAUCGGGCGUAGACCCAGUAUUUUGUUAGGAGCAACGAUACUCUGGGGAGCGACACUUCUCCAGACUUUUUCAUCUUCCGUCUCUAUGUUCAUUGGCGCCCGGUUCCUCGUUGGAUUUGGAACGACGAUAGCUGCCAACGCCGCUCCAAUGCUUGUAUCAGAGAUCGCCUACCCACCACACCGCGCAAUUUUAACGUCUCUGUAUAACUGUAUGUGGUAUUCGGGUUCUAUUGCCGCAGCGUGGGCCACAUUCGGUUGUGUGAAGCUUCAUAGUUCAUGGGCCUGGCGUCUUCCAUCGCUUGUACAAGGAAUUCCAUCAGCAGCACAGGUCUUGUUGAUGUGGUCAGCCCCAGAGUCUCCGCGUUGGUUAGUCUGUAAGGGUCAAGAGUCUCGAGCUCUGCAAGUUCUAGCACGUUACCAUGCCGAUGGAAAUCAACAAGACCCACUUGUGGUGCAUGAGCUUGAAACGAUAAAGACAGCUAUCGCUGAUGAUUGCGAUGCCGCCAAGGCGAACGUCGGCUGGUCCUCUUUCGUGCACGUCCCAGGCAACAGACGGCGUCUUUUUAUUCUGGUCGCUCUUGGGUUCUUCUCUCAGUGGUCUGGUAAUGGGCUUGUAUCAUACUAUCUUAGCGAAGUCUUCGAAACGAUUGGUAUCACGGACCCGACGAUGCAGUUACUCAUUAAUGGUCUCUUGCAAAUAUGGAACCUCUUUAUCUCUGUUGGCGCGGCAUUUCUCGUCGACCGAUUGGGUAGACGCUUUCUGUUUAUCACUUCAUGCGCUGGAAUGUUGGCAUUCUUCAUGAUGCAGACAGUAUGUUCUGCAAUGUUUGCGGAGACCAGAAGUUCUGCAGCUGCACAUGCUGUCAUUGCGAGCAUUUUCUUGUUCUAUGCUGCUUAUGACUUGGCGUUUACACCUCUCGUUGUAUCCUACUCCAUUGAAAUUCUACCGUUCGCGAUUCGGGCAAAGGGAAUGGCCAUAUACACCCUUACCGUAACGCUCUCCCUGAUUUUCAACCAAUAUGUCAAUCCGGUAGCCCUUGGCGCACUUGGUUGGAAAUAUUAUAUCGUCUAUUGUGUAUGGUUGGCAUUUGAGCUUGUAUACUGCUGCUUCUUCAUCGUUGAGACGAAGGGCCUCAGUCUCGAACAAACCGCCGCAUUAUUUGAUGGUGACAACAAGUCGUCGGUCGGUCAUGCCGACCAGCUAGAUGUUUCAUCGGAGGCAGAGACCGGCUCUUUCGUUCAUGUGUCAAAGGAGCUCCCUCGGAAUGAAGAUGGAAGUGAUACAAAUUCCCUCGCGCAUUCGUAUGCAACAGAUACUACGGUGGUCGAAGCCAUUAAGCCUGCAGCCUAG
Messenger RNA from Fomitiporia mediterranea MF3/22, 1650 nucleotides. Its product is annotated as hexose transporter. The transcript is spliced from 10 exons. Gene Ontology annotation, molecular function: carbohydrate:proton symporter activity. The coding region runs from base 1 to 1650 and encodes 549 amino acids. Gene Ontology annotation, biological process: carbohydrate transport; transmembrane transport. The record is from RefSeq and is a predicted model, not a curated record. Lineage: Eukaryota; Fungi; Basidiomycota; Agaricomycetes; Hymenochaetales; Hymenochaetaceae. Gene Ontology annotation, cellular component: membrane.